CAGUCACAAGUACCCUGUUCCACAGAUAGGUGACAGGGCAGACCCGCUAUUUCCGCGACAUUACGAAUCCAAAAUGUCAGACAUCGAUAAAUGGAUUGAUAUUGCAAAAGAGUGCAAAUACCUACCAGAAAAUGACCUCAAGAAAUUGUGUGACAUGGUUUGCGAUUUGCUCCUCGAAGAAUCCAAUAUCCAGCCAGUAUCGACUCCAGUAACCGUAUGCGGUGAUAUUCACGGACAGUUCUACGACCUGGAGGAGUUGUUUCGGAGCGGAGGCCCAGUACCUGAUACAAAUUACAUAUUUAUGGGAGAUUUUGUCGAUAGAGGAUAUUACAGCUUAGAAACAUUUACCCGUCUGCUAACACUAAAGGCCAAAUGGUCAGACAGGAUAACGCUAUUACGAGGAAAUCAUGAAUCGCGCCAAAUCACACAAGUUUAUGGAUUUUACGAUGAGUGUCACAACAAGUAUGGAAAUGCAAAUGCGUGGAAGUACUGCUGCAGAGUAUUCGAUCUUCUUACAGUAGCUGCUUUAAUUGACGAACAAGUGCUCUGUGUUCAUGGUGGUUUGUCACCAGCUAUUAGGACUCUAGAUCAAAUUAGGACAAUUGAAAGAAAUCAAGAAAUCCCACAUAAAGGUGCUUUCUGUGAUCUAGUGUGGUCCGACCCAGAAGAUGUCGAUACCUGGACAGUAAGCCCACGAGGAGCCGGAUGGCUAUUCGGAAGUAAAGUUACUCAUGAAUUUAUGGGUAUAAAUGAUCUUCAACUCAUAUGUAGAGCACAUCAGUUAGUUCACGAAGGGUAUAGAUACAUGUUCAAUGAUAAGUUGGUGACAGUUUGGUCGGCGCCAAACUAUUGUUAUCGAUGUGGCAACAUAGCCAGUAUUCUACAGUUCACAACGGUGGACCAGAGAAAUGCGGUGUUAUUCCAGGCAGUGCCAGAUGCCGAAAGAGUGAUUCCCCCACUUACUACAACACCUUACUUUUUGUGAUCUAACUCGGCGCUCCAUCUGUCUCGAUGCAGAGGAGCGGCGUCGGGAUCUAGGCCUCACGGAGAUACAUGACUGCUCCUUUGUCAAUGAAUUGGGCUGGUAUUUUGACAGCAUGAACGAAUGUUCUUGUAGUAUAUCAUAAUUUGGGAGGUUUUUUUAUACAUCAGUUUAUCAUGAAAUUCGUAGUUUUUGUUUUCUUUUUUUUCCGUAUCAAGAUAUAUUUCCGGCACAAUGAUUGUGCCCUUCUUUAUUGUUCAAGUAAAAUUAUAUGUAAAGGAAUUUAUGACCUUGUUUUUUAAAAAAAUUUUAUACGCUAGAAAGUUGUCUGUGGUAAACUAUACUGAAAAAUAUAAUGAUAUAAAAAGGUUCUGCCAUUGCAUCAGCCUGAUCUGUUUACUUAAAAGAGCUUCUGUAAAAAUUCAACAACGACAUUCUAUGGUCUAGAUGCUUUUGCUGCCUACUGUGUACAUUCUGUAGAGCAUUCGCACCUCAGAGCAGCAAGUUGGACAUGUUUGGUCGCCUGAGAGCUUUUAAGUAACUUAUAAAUACACGAAAUGUCAUUGGUCCAGUGAUGUAAAGGGAAAUAACAUAGAAAAUAUUAUUAUUCAAACAUUCCGACAAGAAGUGGGCUCUGGGAACAGUGAAUGCUUCUUCGACAUUACAGUUUACUGUGUCUAGAAUUCAGGUUUCAAGAAUGCAUAAGCCAAUGUCGUAUCGUUAGGGUCUUCCCGAAGAUAUUAAUAACUUGAUUCUGUUCUAACGAGCUUCGUACCGACUAUUAUUUCUAAUGCUAAUAUUGUAUCUUUAUCUUGAAUAAUUGUACAAUAAAAAUAAAACAGUAUGAUCACGGAUGGUCCGGUAAAAGUUUAGCACAUACCAUUUUACUUGAUGAUAAAAAAAAGCAUUGCAACAUUUUUGUAUGAAACAUGGCAAUAUUUUAUCGAUAACCAAUUCCUUGCAUUUCGUAAAUUAUAUGAUGGCUUAUUGAUAUCAAUACAUAAAUGUUUUAUAAAUGUUCAAAUUCCGUGGAACGCAAUAACUGAUACUCAUAAAAAAAAAGACACAUUACUUUAGGAACGAUGGUAACCAUAAACUGUACGAAGUUGAACUUAGUAUACAGCUAGUUCAGUCCUUUCCGUGACCAUCUUGAUACAGUUGAAGCAGAGAUACCACUUUGCCAAAUAAAAAGAAAAGAAUAACAAGUAUGAGUGUACAGUUUCCAUAUCAUGUAUUCAUAUGCCAAAUUAUUGUUGUAUUAAAUAAUUGAUAGGUAGAUUAUCAUAAGUUUAUUAACGUAGGGAGCAAUUUUUUAAACUGAGACCCUUAGCAAUGUGCCUCUAAAUUAAUAAGCGUUUGUGUAAUAUAAUAAUACAUAAUGAAAAUACAUGGAUAGUAUUAACUCACCAGCUGCUGCUGUUGCUGUUGCUGUAUGUAACAAACCUGAAUUCUGGCACUCUUUGUCACUAAUUUACGAUACUCCUACUGAACACACAAACGCAAGAAUUAUAGUAUAAAAUGGCACUAGCUGCCAAAUCAAACCAAUAUACAAUUUCAAAUUUUAUCAAAUCGACGGAGUAGAUCUGCUCCGAACAGAUCAUAUAGAAUUUAUAUCGUGCACGUAAUGCGUGUUCUUUGUUACAAAAUCAUGUCAGUUCUCAAAUGCCACGUUACAGUGCUUUAUUUUUAAUGCAAUUACUGUGAGAAAUUCCUCAGCUUGGCAUUUACACAUUAUAGAGGUAUAUCAAUAUCUGAAUUUCAUGUAUCCGUAAGAAUGAUAGACAUUUAUAUUGCCUCAUAUUACUUGCCAACUGACACAGAAUCGUUGAACAGUCUGUUUUAAAGUGACAACAACAGUAUGCAAGUGUCUUUUCUCGUUUCCCCCCGUUGGUCAUGAUAAAAAUACUUUUGAUAUAAAUGGAUAAAGACUUGAAUAAAAUCAUUGGCUUAAAUGGAUGUGGGACUAAUUAAGACAUUGGGACUCACGUUAUAAAUUUUAUAAUCGCUUCGGUAGCAUCUGAUCCUUCGUAGAUAUGAAAACGUGAAUAUCUAUACGGUUCGUACUCUUGGGAACCUUAUAGUAUUAGCGCCUACACCUGCUGAGGUACUUAUCACAUUUGCCUCCGUAUCUCUCUAUUUGCAAACACUCAAGCUUUGUCAAAGUGUCUAAGUACUUGCACCAAAACACAUAAGUAUACUUGAUUCACCAAACUUAAUUGAUAAAAAAUAAAGGAAGCUCAAAUUUUGUGCAGGAGCUUGAACGCUACAAAUGACCUUCAAAUAUCUCACAUGGAGACACCACAUUAUCACGAUCAUGUACCUUGAAAGUAUAGAACUUUGUUAUGUUAACGUAAUAAACAUCUGUAAUAAAAAAUCCGUAAAAACUGA
Molecule: messenger RNA, 3370 nt
Organism: Neodiprion fabricii
Lineage: Eukaryota; Metazoa; Arthropoda; Insecta; Hymenoptera; Diprionidae
Gene: PpV
Product: serine/threonine-protein phosphatase 6 catalytic subunit
Exons: 7
Coding region: 74-985 (303 amino acids)
Biological process (GO): peptidyl-serine dephosphorylation; G1/S transition of mitotic cell cycle
Cellular component (GO): cytoplasm
Molecular function (GO): protein serine/threonine phosphatase activity
Source: RefSeq, a predicted model, not a curated record